AGUACUUUGGAAAAAUAACAAAACCCAAAAAUUCAGUUUUAAUUCUAGGUUUCUCCGUCUCCCACAGAGUACGCGAUGGAGGACAGAGUUCGCAAAGCCUCCUCACACAGUACCUCUUUGCAUAGAGUUCUACGGGUCGCAUAACAGCAAAGCUACCGUGACCGAGAUUUCGACUCCGUCUUUGCGAUUUCGCCUCCAACUCCUCCAUUUCGCCUCCAUCUCCGUCUUUGUGAUUUCUCGAUUCCAAUCCCUCUUAGGGAUGUCAAGCAGUCAACGAGCAGAAAGUUGUCAUGCAUUUUUCAAGUCUUAUGUUUCAAAAAAAAAUACAUUGAUGGAUUUUGUGGUGAGGUUUAGUAGAGCUCUAAAACGCCAAAGACACCAAGAAUUAUGUCUUGAUCACAAGGACAUUAACGAACAACCUGUCAUGAAAACCAUGUUUGGUGUUGAGAAGUCUUUGGCUGAGUUGUUCACACACACCAUGUUUUACAAAGUUCAAGAGGAGUUGUUCCAAAGCAUGGCAUAUAUGGCGACAUUUGAGCAUGAGUCUGGAAACUUGAAGUUAUAUAAUGUUCAGCGUGUUGAAGGGAGUCAGAAAAGUGCUAGAAAAGUAAUUGAGGACAAGCCAUUGAAUUAUAUGACUUGUAGCUGUAGGAAAUUUGAAUCCUAUGGAAUAAUAUGUCGGCAUAUUUUUUCAGCUUUCAGCAAGAUACUUCUACAUCAACCAUUGCCUGAUAUUUAUGUACUGCGGAGAUGGACAAAGGCUGCAAAAUCAUUAACUGUAGGAGGUGGUGAUGGGCAGGAUAAUUGUGAUAGAAAGGUAAUACUCAAGCACAAUACCUUGCGUAGACAAGCGUCAAAUAUUAUUGAGGCCGCUUUGAUCAAUGAAGAUAUAUAUAACCUCACAUUUGAAUCGUUCGAGUCACUUCAAUGCAAGAUCAACUCAAUGACACUAAAUGAUGGAGGACAGUCGUCUACACCUAGUUUGUCUCUAUCAAAGGUGACUUACAAUGAGCCAGAAAAGGUUAGAGCAAAAGGUUGUGGAAAGAGACUCAAGGGAGGCAAAGAAAUUGCCACUAAGAACCCCAAAAGGCGUUGUAAUGGUUGCGGAUUAGCGGGGCAAUCACAUGACAAAAGGAAUUGUCCUUUAAUUAUGGGUAGGAUGCAGUAGCUUCAUGGCCUAUGCUGUUCAAUUUUUUUAAGGAUGUUGAAUCCUACUGGACAUUGUUAUUUUGAUGUACUUAUGUUCAUAGCCUAUGGUUUUCAUUUUGAGGAUGUUGAAUCCCACUAGAUAUAACUUAUGUGUAAUUUUUUGCUUGAGUUGAAACUGGAUUGGUUUUCUAAUCCUUGUUCACACAUUAGUAUCCUUGUAUCUCAUCCUUGUUUCUAAUCCUUGUUUCUCAUGCUAA
This is a messenger RNA of Tripterygium wilfordii, 1406 nucleotides long. RefSeq names its product protein FAR1-RELATED SEQUENCE 9-like. The coding region runs from base 260 to 1168 and encodes 302 amino acids. Gene Ontology annotation, biological process: regulation of DNA-templated transcription. The record is from RefSeq and is a predicted model, not a curated record. Lineage: Eukaryota; Viridiplantae; Streptophyta; Magnoliopsida; Celastrales; Celastraceae. The transcript has 3 exons. Gene Ontology annotation, molecular function: zinc ion binding.